Culex pipiens pallens (northern house mosquito) is the source of this 1103-nucleotide messenger RNA. RefSeq lists its product as uncharacterized. The coding region runs from base 1 to 1020 and encodes 339 amino acids. Lineage: Eukaryota; Metazoa; Arthropoda; Insecta; Diptera; Culicidae. The transcript is spliced from 5 exons. The record is from RefSeq and is a predicted model, not a curated record.
AUGGGUUGGCUCCCGGUUACCGUUUUGUGCCACGUUUUGCUGUUGCACGGUGUUUGUGCGGAUUUCGGUCUUCCCGACGGAGUUCCGGACUCGUGGAUGGUCGAGUUCAACGCCGUGCAACUGCGGGAUGCGUUGAACGAAGUGGCUGGUUCGCUGCAGAGAAUACCGGCGGUGUUAUACUCGGAAAGGGUCCAAGAAUCGGCCAAGAUCAUCACGGAGCUGAUGAACAAUGUCUUCAAGUGGGGAAUUGAAAGUAACUCCGCGAUUAUCAAGUAUCAAACUGGAAUUAAAAACAUCAACAAUGAAUUGGCUGGAGCGGUGAAACGAUUGACCCCGUUUACAAGCGAUAGCUCCUUGCUAUUACUGCAAGAUUCCAUUUCCGAGUCCUUCACACGAACCUAUUACGCUCUGCUCAAUCGCGAUGAAUCGGACGUGUACACGAUCAAGCAAACGUUCCAAACGUUACGGUACAAAAUGUCCGAUUUGCUCCGAUCAACCUCGCAACAGCUCUUUUCCGACAUUCAAACUACGACAGAAUCGUUAGCAUCGAUGAUUCUAACCCGAUCUGCCGCAUCAGAACGAUGCACGCCCCUGCUGAGCCCGAGAAUCCUCGGAACAUUCGGACCCAUGCACGGUGAUCUCGUGAAUUGCAUCAACCGAGAACGAGGUCGCCUUUCACGGAUUACCGAUUCGGUGGACAAGGUGAUGCAACUGUUGCAGGUUACCGCCGCAGACUUUUCGUCCGACAUCGGAAGCUGCUCGAGAUUUGGAGCUUUUGCUACCGAUCGAGCAGAGUUUGUCAGAGCCAAGGGUUGUCUGGAGACGAACGUCCAAGAGAUGUACCGUUACGAUCAGGUGAUCAACUCCAUACUUACGCUGCUGCAACCCAGCGUCGAGAAGGAAGCUGACGCCAGCCGGUUCCGACUGCAUCUGUGCGUGACCCAGAGAACGGAUGAGCUGCGAUCGUUGAUGGAAGAUACCCGCCAGGCAGUGGGCACGUGCGUGGAUACCGCUGCGUAGAUAGUCUUGCUACCGAAAGAUUAUGAUCGUCAAAUAAACGUGGCUCCAAUAAAAAUAGAUUCAUGACUUUAAGAACCCGUUAC